UCUUUUGAUCUGUUGAGAGCAUAGCCAUUAAACAUGGGGGAAGUAAAUAAUGCAAAGCAAUUAGUAGUAUCUGAUGAAGAAGCUUUGCUUUUUGCCAUGGAGUUAGCAGGGGCCUCCUCUGUUCCCAUGGUUCUGAAAUCAGCCUUGGACCUUGGUGUGAUAGAAACCAUAGCCAAGGCUGGUCCUGGAGCUUACCUUUCACCUUCUGAGAUAGCUUCUCAGAUUCCAUCAAUAAAGAACCCGGAUGCACCUUCUAUGUUGAACCGUUUGUUGAGGCUCUUGGCUAGCUACAACAUCCUCACCUUCCAAGGUUCUGAACCUGAAAGGCACUAUGGUCUUAGUCCUUAUGCCAAAUACUUUGUCAACAAUCAAGAUGGUGUCUCCAUGAUUUCUUCCUUUCUCAUGCAACAUGACAAAGUCCUCAAAGACAUGUGGUACCAUUUGACAGAUUCAAUUCAGGAGGGUGGGCUUCCAUUUGACAAUGCUUAUGGAAUGACUUCCUUUGAAUUCCAUGGCAAAAAUCCAAGGUUCAACAAUAUUUUCAACAAGGGGAUGUCUGAUUAUUCUACCAUCAUAAUGAAGAAAGUUCUUGAGACCUAUACAGGUUUUGAGGGUUUAGGAUCUGUUGUUGAUGUUGGUGGUGGGACUGGAGCUGUUAUUAACAUGAUUGUCUCUAAGUAUCCCACCAUUAAGGGCGUUAAUUUUGACUUGCCCCAUGUCAUUAAAGAAGCUCCAUCUUAUCCAGGUGUGGAGCAUAUUGGUGGAGACAUGUUUGUCAGUGUUCCAAAAGCUGAUGCCAUUUUCAUGAAGUGGAUAUGUCACGAUUGGAAUGACGAGCAAUGCUUGAAAUUGUUGAAGAACUGCUAUGAAUCCCUUCCGGAUACCGGGAAGGUGAUUUUGACUGAAUGCAAUAUUCCACAAGUCCCUGAUUCUAAGUUGGCUUCAAGGUGUGUGUUCGAAAUGGAUGUGAUCAUGUUGUGUCAUAGCUCAGGAGGAAGAGAAAGAACAGCGAAAGAGUAUGAGGCCUUGGCUAAGGGUGCUGGAUUUCAAGGUUUUCGUGUAGCAUGUUGUGCUUUCAACAUGUAUGUCAUGGAAUUUCUGAAGAAGCCUUAGCUUCUUUUUUCUUCUGCAUGUUGCAUUAAAGUCACAAAAGGUUCCCUAUGAUAUGUUGUUGUCUUGAUUUAUAAUAGUUAAUUAAUGAAUAAGUUACUUGUAAUUGAUAAACUUCAUGGGGAUUUACUCUUUUCUGUUAUGUAUUCAUUUUUAAGUCUUGAAAUUAUAUAUGGGUUCUUUAUUUGUGACUUCUUAUGAAUAAAAUCAUCUCUUUCUGCAA
Lotus japonicus is the source of this 1333-nucleotide messenger RNA. Its product is annotated as caffeic acid 3-O-methyltransferase-like. NCBI's taxonomy places the organism in Eukaryota, Viridiplantae, Streptophyta, Magnoliopsida, Fabales, Fabaceae. Gene Ontology annotation, molecular function: protein dimerization activity; O-methyltransferase activity; S-adenosylmethionine-dependent methyltransferase activity. Gene Ontology annotation, biological process: methylation. The coding region runs from base 34 to 1113 and encodes 359 amino acids. The transcript is spliced from 4 exons. The record is from RefSeq and is a predicted model, not a curated record.